AUGGGGAAUAAAAAAGAGUUAUUGCUGUUAAUGUUUCAAUUCAACUUUUUUUUAGCUUUUAAUAAAAAAAAUAAGUGUUCAACAGAAAAUUUGAGAGGCUUUGUCAUCGAGCGGCUAACUGCUGCUGCUGAAGACAUAUUUGGAGUUUUUCAGAGAACUAUCGUCGAGUACGAGGCAGAGAUCGAUCGACAGCGCAGACUGCUGGAUAUCGUCCUAAAACCUCACAUCGACAUACACAGAAUAGAUGUCCCUCAGCAGCAUGAGUGUAAAGAAGAGGAGGCUGAGGCUGACCAGCAGCUCUGUAACCAGGAGAGGGACUUCAGUCUGGACCAAGAGGAGCCCGAGCCUCCACAGAUAAAGGAGGAACAGGAGGAACUCUGUAGCAGUCACGAGGUAGAGCAGCUCACAGUGAAGCAGGAGACUAAUACAUUCAUGUUGACUCCUACUCAUGAGGACAGUGACUACAGUGAAGCUGAUCAACAAAAUGAACAGAAUGUCCCCUCUGACAACUCCCAUGUUGUUGCAAAUCAAGAUCCCCAUGGAAGCAAGCAUGAUGACUCAGAGUCAAGUGGAUCAGAAUCAACAUCUAAGGAAAGACCUAAGAAGAGAAGAACUGAGAAAACUGAAACAUCAGAGAUUGUAUGCAAUCCUCACCAAAGUCAAAAAAUGUUUAAAUAUGACAUUUGUGGUGAAGAGGUUAACAGCAAGUCAGAAUUACAGACACAUCAGUGUGUCUAUGAUGAUAAGGAGAUACAUUCACGUGUGAUUUAUGGGCAAUUGUUCAGCUACAAGUACGAUUUGACUAAACAUACAAGAUCCCACACAGGUGAGAGGCCGUUUUCAUGCAACACACGUGGACAAAGUUUCUUUCAGCUGGCUUACUUGAAUGCUCAUUAUACAGUCCAUACACAUGAAAGGCCAUUUACAUGUGAAACAUGUGGCAGCACCUCCAGAGAUAAAAGUGACUUAAAAAUUCUCAUGAGAACUCACACAGGUGAAAAGCCGUACUCCUGUGAUACCUGUGGGGCAUCAUUUACCAUGAAAAGUAAUAUGAAUAAGCACAAAAGAAUUCAUACAGGUGAAAAGCCGUACUCCUGUGAAACCUGUGGGGCAAAAUUUACCCAGAAAAGUAAUAUGAUUAAUCACAAAAAAGUUCAUACAGGUGAAAAACCAUUUUCUUGCAAUGAAUGUGACAGGUCUUUUAAAUAUUCAAAUGUCUUAAAAAUUCAUGUGAGAAGAGCUCACACAGGUGAGUGUCCGUACCUUUGUAAGACCUGCGGGAAAACAUUUGUUUCCUCAUCUGAUCGUUCACAGCACAUGAAAUCCCAUGCUGACAAGUAGCCAUGUGUACACACACGUAAAGAUGAUUGAGUUUGAGAAAUAGCUGCAUCUCUGUAUGAAACAUAAAACAGUUUCCUUUGAGAGGAGGUCCACUGUCCCUCAGUUCCUUACAGAUGUCUUAAGAUCUUCUGCUUUGUCAAAGUUAAAAUUUCAGCAGUAUAUAGAAUCAUCUAAAAUGCCCUCAAGAUAACAUUUAUAACAACUUAAAUGCCAAGUUUAUGCCCUGGCUAAAUUACUGACUAUGAUUUGAUCAACAUGCCAAAGUUUUCCCUUCCUGUAAGUAUGUGGGGUUCUAGCAGGUCUGCCUGUAGAUUUCUCUGAAAAGCUCAGAGAAUGGGCCCUCCCAGUUAGGAUUUAUUGAUCGUGUUCAUACAUGUAUGUUUGAUCACUUGCAUUGGGACUAGCGUCCUGGCUAACAGUUACUUCAUCUUGGAGCUGAGAAGUGUGUCAAACUGUUAUUUUCCAUUUUCAUCGAUUUUUUUGCAAUUCUUGCCUAAUUUUUUCCUCCUUUGACCAAUUUUUACCACAUUGUAACCCCUUUUCAUCAAUUUUGCUGCCUAUUUUGCAACUUUUAAAACAUUUUUUCCAUUUUCAACCUAUUUCUGCUUAUUUUUAAAUCCAGUUGUACCACCUUUUCUGCCCAUUUCUGCCACUUCUGACCCAUUUUACCAAUCUCUGCCUCUUGUUGCCCCUGAUGACUAGUUUUUGCCACUUUGUAUCCCUUUUCACCACUUUUAAGCCCAUUUAGCCAAUUCAUUUAAUUGUUUGUUACAUCCAUUUUUGACAUUUUAAACCCAUUUUGCCUCUUCUAACUCCUUUUCACCUUUUUUUUCUGACAGUUUUUGCUUCCCAUUUUUGCCAUGUUACCCCAUUUUUGCUAG
Molecule: messenger RNA, 2222 nt
Organism: Cheilinus undulatus (humphead wrasse)
Lineage: Eukaryota; Metazoa; Chordata; Actinopteri; Labriformes; Labridae
Product: zinc finger protein OZF-like
Exons: 3
Coding region: 1-1341 (446 amino acids)
Biological process (GO): regulation of transcription by RNA polymerase II
Cellular component (GO): nucleus
Molecular function (GO): DNA-binding transcription factor activity, RNA polymerase II-specific; RNA polymerase II cis-regulatory region sequence-specific DNA binding
Source: RefSeq, a predicted model, not a curated record